This is a messenger RNA of Ochlerotatus camptorhynchus, 1281 nucleotides long. RefSeq lists its product as uncharacterized. The coding region runs from base 124 to 672 and encodes 182 amino acids. The record is from RefSeq and is a predicted model, not a curated record. NCBI's taxonomy places the organism in Eukaryota, Metazoa, Arthropoda, Insecta, Diptera, Culicidae. The transcript is spliced from 3 exons.
UGAUGACAAUCACACAUGCUAGUAGUGAAUGAGUUCAAGUAGUGCUGGAAUUGAAAUUCAUAGAAUAUAUUUUAUAAUAAACAUUUUUUCAGUAGUAGCGAAUAUUUAAAGUUGCUUACAAAGAUGGCAGAAGGUACGUAUGAAUACGAAUGUAUGAGGGCUGAGCUGCUAGGAGUCGAAAAACCGAAACGGGAAGAAUUCGAAGAAAAAAUGAAGCUCCAGAGGGAAGCCGAACAGGAAGAGCAUCUCACGGAACAGAUGAAGGAAGUUGAUUUACAUGAUGAACAAUUGCAUGGUACUGGCGGUAAAAUGGAUGAACUAAACAGUAUCCUUUCGAUCACUCAACAACGAAUAAACAAAUUUAAGAAUGUUUGUGGUAGUCUGACAAGCUUACUGAAGUUGCGACCCGGCACACCAAGUGGGGGAUGUUCAUCAAAUGACCCCACCAAUGGAACCGAAUCCAAUGACAUCAAUGCUGCUCUGGAUACGUUGGACACUAUGAAAGACGUCGAAAAUGCAAGUGAUGUAAAAAUUGCAAAAUCGGCUGCCACAGAUCUCGGACAAAAAAUGACCUGUCAACUGGACAAACUCGAUUCCUUGCUAUAUAAGGCGGAUAAUGCAACGUACUCUAUGAAAAACCAAACUGAUCAAAUGAAGAAAAUUGCAAAGUAAGCUCUAAUAUGCAGCCAAUUUUGCCAAACAAUACAAACAUUUACUCGUAAACUUUCUCAAGUGCUUAACUCUCUCUUUCAAAUUGGCUACCUUUGAAUAAAAAUGAGCCAAGCUUAUCAAAGUCUGCUUAUUGUUUACAAAAAAAAAACUUUAUUGAGGUAGCAUAGAAUGGAUUUAUCCUGUUCCGGAAAUCCGAAUUUCGCCAGAUGUUUACGUAGAUCAAAGUUCAUUUCAAUAUACAAACCAUCUAUCAUCGAUUUACUUUAUUAAAAUGCGGUCUUCCAAGCUAAACAAAGACAUUCAUUUGAGCACAAUAAAUUUACUGGUACAAUGGAAUUUGUGUAAACUCAGCAGAAAAAGAGUUAACCAGAGUCGUCAGUCAAGUGAUAUAACACCGAAUCAGUAUGUGAUAUUAGUUUGCACCACAUGUAUACAUGAUGUUGUAUGGAAUCAAAAAGCUAAAACAGAAACAGAUAAAAAGUACUUUUUUCCAGUUUUAUGUAGAUUCUUAUUAGUAAUGCUACGUGUUGUUGUUGAUGUUGUCUUUUGCCGCAUGUGAAAUAUUAUUAAACAUUACAACGAAUACUCGAAAACUAACAGUUGCAUAAU